Messenger RNA from Xiphophorus hellerii (green swordtail), 5391 nucleotides. RefSeq names its product doublecortin-like kinase 1a (gene dclk1a). Gene Ontology annotation, biological process: protein phosphorylation; intracellular signal transduction. The coding region runs from base 136 to 2316 and encodes 726 amino acids. The record is from RefSeq and is a predicted model, not a curated record. The transcript has 17 exons. NCBI's taxonomy places the organism in Eukaryota, Metazoa, Chordata, Actinopteri, Cyprinodontiformes, Poeciliidae. Gene Ontology annotation, molecular function: protein kinase activity; ATP binding.
AGCCCACUGAACUCCAGUGUUUUCUUUCGCAUCUGCCUGGAAGUAGUGCAUCAGUUCAGGCUGGAAGUCACAGUGACCGAAGCGUUAAUUGCUCGCGUUGACAGUACAGCCGUACUCGUCAGCUUAGGCAGCGACAUGGAGAUGGAGCAUUUCGACGAUCGGGACAAAGGUCAGAGGCACGGCCGGUCCAACUCUAAGAUGAACGGGGUGCCUAGCCCCACGCACAGCGCCCACUGCAGCCUGUACCGGACCAGGACCCUGAAGACUCUGAGUGCCGAGAAGAGGGCCAAGAAAGUUCGCUUCUACCGCAACGGGGACCGCUACUUCAACGGGAUCGUGUACGCCAUCUCCUCAGAUAGGUUCCGGACCUUUGACGCACUGCUAGCCGACCUGACCCGCUCUUUAUCUGACAACGUCAACUUGCCCCAGGGGGUCCGGACUAUCUACACCCUGGAUGGCAAGAAGAUCGCUAGUAUUGAUCAGCUGGUAGAAGGUGAGAGCUAUGUCUGCAGCUCCAUUGAGGCCUACAAAAAGCUGGAUUACACAAAAAACGUAAACCCCAACUGGUCAGUGAAUGUCAAGGCCUCGUCCUCUUCAUCACGUGGGCCUCCGUCCCUGAGCUGUGCCAAAGCUUGUGCCUCAGACGGCCGCGAAGGCAAGGACUUCAUCCGUCCAAAGCUAGUAACGGUGGUUCGAAGUGGAGUAAAGCCCCGCAAAGCCGUGAGGAUCCUGCUGAAUAAGAAAACAGCCCACUCCUAUGAGCAGGUUCUGACCGAUAUCACUGAUGCCAUCAAGCUCGACUCUGGGGUGGUGAAGAAAAUCUACACGUUGGAAGGCAAACUGGUUGCAUGUCUGCAGGACUUCUUUGGUGAGGAGGAUAUUUUUGUGGCCUGUGGACCAGAGAAGUUCCGCUACCAUGAUGACUUGAUGUUGGAUGAGAGUGGUAAGGGAAAAGAGUGCCGCAUGAUGAAGUCAGUGACCUAUGGCAAGAUGUCAGGCUCUCUCAACCGAUGCUCUCCCAGGACUGUCAUCCAAUCACAUCGCAGCAAGUCCCCAGCUUCUGUGAACGGGACGCCGGCCAGUCAGCAGUCCACUCCUCAUUCGGGGAAAUCUCCCACCCCCUCCCCGACCAGCCCAGGCAGCCUCAGCCGACGCCAGGGGUCACUGGGUUCCUCCACCUCUUUGUCUUCCGCCCAGGUUUCUAGCCCAGCGGAUGACAGCAAUGACGUCAAUCCUGAAGCUGAGAUUCUCCAGGACGAAGUUCCUGCUGUGCCGUCCUACAUAUCGGACCGCUACAGGGUGGGCCGGAUGCUGGGCGACGGGAACUUUGCAGUUGUGCGCGAAUGUGUGGAGCUCUCUACGGGGAGGGAGUACGCUCUGAAGAUCAUCAACAAGGGCAAAUGCAGAGGCAAGGAACACAUGAUUCAGAAUGAGGUGGCCAUCCUCCGCAGGGUCAAACACCCAAAUAUUGUUUUACUCAUUGAGGAAGUGGACACUUAUAAUGAGCUUUACCUGGUCAUGGAACUGGUCAAGGGGGGAGAUCUGUUCGACGCCAUCACCUCUGCCAACAGAUACACGGAGAGGGAUGCCAGUGGGAUGCUCUACAAUCUGGCCAACGCCAUCAAAUACCUCCACAGCCUCAACAUCGUGCACAGAGACAUCAAACCAGAAAACCUGCUGGUGUAUGAACACGCAGAUGGCAGCAAAAGUCUGAAACUGGGAGACUUUGGUUUGGCGACGGUGGUGGAUGGACCCCUCUACACGGUCUGCGGGACCCCAACAUAUGUAGCACCUGAAAUUAUUGCAGAGACAGGGUACGGCCUUAAGGUGGACAUCUGGGCAGCUGGAGUCAUCACCUACAUCCUAUUGUGUGGUUUCCCACCUUUUCGAGGGAGCAGUGAGGAUCAAGAAGCCCUUUUUGAUCAGAUACUGAUGGGGCAGCUUGAAUUUCCUCUUCCAUACUGGGACAACGUGUCAGAGACAGCAAAGGAUCUGAUCCGGUCCAUGCUGGAGGUGGAGGUGGACCAGAGAUACACUGCCCUGCAGGUGCUGGAGCAUCCUUGGGUUACUAAUGAGGGUCUGUGUGAAAACGAACACCAGCUGUCUGUAGCGGGAAAGAUAAAGAAGCACUUCAACACUGGGCCCAAGGUCAACGACACCAACGCUGGGGUGUCAGUCAUUUCUCUGGAUGACAGCUUUUCUAUGCAGCGAUCUGGGUCGUUGGAUUUCUACCAGCACCCAGCUAUGUACUGGAUAAGGCCACCCCUCUUGAUAAGGAGGGGCAGGUUCUCAGACGAGGACGCCACCCGAAUGUGAAGCCGUUGCCUUUGCAGAUGAUCCAGACUGUGAACGCAGAAACGACAGCGAGGGCACUCCGGCCUGAGCCUCCCAGUUGCCUCCCCGGCUUGCCCGCAGACCCUCCCUGUCCGACCCCUGACUCUUGCUCCGACCCCUCCUCGGAUCCAAGCCCCCUGUCGGACUCCGAUGAUGUCUCCAUCAGCUCUGUCAGCACCGUCUGCUCCCCCAGCUCACCCUUCUAGCGAUUAUACGGAGGGGGAGGAGGAGGAGAAGUAAGGAGGAAAUCCUCAUCCAGCUCCUCCUGUACAGAGGAGAAGGAAGAGGAGGAAAAGGAGAUGACCCCCCACACCUGACUGUGGGGUCAUCGCAGAUAACUGUGGAGAAAAGACAAUUAAGAGAGAAUUUUUAAAAUCCCCUGAAUCCAUCUAUCCAAUUCAAGAGGAGAGAUUGAUGGAGGGGUGGAAGUAGAAAGAUAGACUUCCUUUUAUUUCUUUUGAACAUUCUCUUAUCUGAGCACAUGUCGAGCUCAAGGAGCAAGAAAGGGCGAGAAUUGUUUGCCUUUCAGUGAUGAUCCGGGCCAAACAUGGAAACUUCCUCACUUCUGGAACGGCUCAAUAUGGCAAUAUGAGAACACUGACCGAUGUUCAUGUUUUAUUGAACUUUAUUUAAUCAUGAUUUAUUUACUAAAUUUUUUUAUACGCAUUUGUCUUUUUCAUAGACGAAAAAAAAAUGUUGUCGUCCUAAAGAGCAUAGUGAAAUAAAAAUGAAGAAGACAUAUGUAGAAAUAGAACUGGGACAUGUUAACAUAGGCGGGGGUAGACUUGGUCAACACUGGAAUCAAAGCUACGAGAAGCAGAAAUUUGUGAAGAUGUUCAGAGACUCGUGCUACAGCCCUGCUCCUUUCGAGCUUCGCCUAACACAGGGUUUACAUGUUACAAAGAUGGUGCAUCUUCUCUCUUCUUUAUACCUGCUAUGGUCACAACAUCUUAAACCAGAAGAUACAGCAGCAUCCAAAUGCUUGUAGCAGACAUCUGAACCACUUUUUCUGAACACACUCAUGUUGCACUGACACUUCAUUGAUCUUUAUUUUCAACCAACGCCACCGUUGUAAUCCAUUAAUAUUAAGCUGCAUCUCGUCAAAUUAGAAGAUAAUUGAAAAGUUCAUUUAUUUCAUCAACUUGAUUCAAACUGUGAAACUCAUAUUUACCAGGUUUAUAACACAAAUUAAAAAUUCAGAUGUGUAUUUUAAUAUUACAUGAUACCCAUAAAAAAAUUUUAACAGCUUACUGAGAAUAUCCAUGUAGCUAUUUUACAGUGUAUUAAUUCAGUGCUUGGUCAGAGGCUCCUUUUGCAUGAACUACUAGAUUAGUGGAGCGUGUAAUGGAGGAGGUCAGCCUGUGGUUCUGCUGAGAUGUUCAGUAAACACAAGUUGAUGUAAUAGUGGCCUUCAGCUCACCUGCAUUGUUGGAAAUAGUGUUUCUCAUCUUCCUUUUGAUAAUAUCUCAUCAAUUCUCUUUCACGUUUAAGUCAGGCAAGUUUCCUGACCAAGUUUGGUGUUGUCAUGAUCAGUAAACAUGGUACUGAAAAUCUAGGCAGCAUGGAUAAGUACCAGGUCCUGCUUACAUCAGACAUCAGCAUCUUCUGCAGAGGGAAGGGAAAAUUCUUGAAUGGACUUUGUUUCAAAAUCAUCUUAAGAUUCCCCAUACACUUUUUUCUUCUACUCAAUUUUCCAUCGGUAUUCUUGUAUACAGCACUUUGUGGAAAGCCAGCUUCUUCUGCAAUUACCUUUUUUUGUCGAUGUUGGUCGGCUGGACAACUAUCAGGUCAGUACUUCCACAUAAUUGUGUAGACUCUCGUAAAAUAACAUUUCCAUUUUAACCUUUUUUUAUUUGUCUUAUGUGAUAAUCUGGUUUUCUAAACAAUAGGAUUUGAGUUUUUCAUUAAUUCAAUUAUCAAUAUUAACAGAAACAAACUAUUUAAAUAUAUUCCUCAGUUUAUAGUAUAUUUUCAGUUGUUGAAUUCAUUUAAUGACAUAAAUGAACUUUUAUUCUGGUUUACUGAGAUGCACCUUUAUGCCAACAUUUAAAAACGGUAUGAUUGUUGUGGUCCAAAUGCUUCUUAAAUGUGUACUCAUGGGUAUGAAGGGGUGCCUAUUUACACAAACGUUUUACAGUCUUUAUACAGUUAAAGAUGACAAAAACAACGGCAGGAUGGAUGAAAACCAGCAGCACUCGUGCAAAGCAGUUAAAGGAUGGAGGAGGACUUGUUUAAGCUCUGUAAACCUCAUUCAUGACUUCAUUUAUUUAGAUGAAAGCAUGACAGACAUACAGUAGCCUAUUCUUAUAAUAAAAAAUGUUUAGUGUUGAAGUAUUGUUUAUAUGUUAUGUAAAUAACAGUUUUAUUUAUUUUGAUAGUUCACAAUACAGUAUAUUUCUUUACUAGUAGUAAAUAUAUGACAAUUGUAAAAAACUAAAAAAAAAAAAGAAACUAAAAAAUGAAACAAAAAGAAUCAUGUCUGACAGUCAAUAAGCAAAAAAAAAAAAAAAGAAUUAUAAAUUCAAUCAUCUGGUUAAAAUGGAGAGAGAGAAAAAAAAAAACUACAGUUGAAAUGAAUAGUAUCAUUUUUACCUGAUGUUGUUUCACCUAGAUAAAUCCACACAGUCAAAUAUACAUUUGUGGGGAAAAAAAUAGAAACCAUCAUUUUUGCUUCAUUGACAGUUCUAACAAAGAUGCCACUCUAUGUGCAACAUCCAACAGUAAUUUUGAUUUUCAGUUACUGAUGUGAAGAAAUACAUAUAAAUACAUCGCUGCACUUGUUUUUGUGUGUGUGUGUUUUUUAGAGAUUUUAAAGCUGUUGUUUCAUUUGUCUUUGUUUCUUCAUUUCUUUCUAUCAUGACAUUUACACAGUAAUGUGCUGCAGUGUGAAUUUGUUGUGGUGAUGAAACCCACACUCUCCGGUACACGGUUAACCAAAGUGCUCUCACUGCUGCUCUACUGCAUUCAGCCUUUCCUGAAUACUGAUACCUGUACCUCUCUUCAUCAAUGGUCUGUCAAUAAUCAAAAGUAAUAAUUAAAACACCUUUAAAAACUAAA